Tetranychus urticae (two-spotted spider mite) is the source of this 1447-nucleotide messenger RNA. RefSeq lists its product as uncharacterized. The record is from RefSeq and is a predicted model, not a curated record. Lineage: Eukaryota; Metazoa; Arthropoda; Arachnida; Trombidiformes; Tetranychidae.
AUUUUUUUUAAAUCUCAAACAAAAAAUUUCUUCACAUAUUACCUCAAAUGACAUUUUAACUUUGACUAGACUUUGUUGUUGCUUUAAAUUACCCAUUGAUUUGUACUCAUUUUUCUUGGUUUCCUUUACUUUAAAACAUAUUUUACUCUUGACAUAACAAUUAUGUCAUUUUUUCCAGGCAAAGGUCAGUAUAUAAGCCGAAAAUCAGGAAUAACUAAACGUCGUGUCACUUGGACACGAGAAGGUGGUAAUGAAGGGGUUCAGCCCGACGAUAACGAACCGUGCCUUACGUGUAUAAAUCAGCGAAGGAUGGAAGCCGAAAGAGAAAACGCUAUACCAAUAGAGAUGGACGAAGAUGUAGUUCAUGCAGCUCCAAAUUCACCAGAAGCAGAUUCAUGCAGAAUUAUUAUUAAGCUUUCAAAUGAUGAAGACGAUAGCGAUGACGAUAGUGAUGACGAUAUUGACGAUGAUGAUGAUGAUGAAGUCGCCAUGGAUGAACAUGAUUAUGGUAGUGGCAAUGGUUGUGGCAAUGGUAGUGGAGCCGGUCAUGGUAAUGGCCAUCACUACAAUUAUGGCAAUGGUAGUGGAGUAGGUAAUGGAAGCCACAGCAACGGUAAUGGUGGAGAUGGUGGCAAUGCUGGUCCCAGUGCAAGUGGUACUGCUGGUGGUAGUGCUAGUGGUAGUGCUGGUGGUGCUAGUAGCAGCGCUGGCGAUAGUGGGCACGGUAGCAAUGUGACUAGACAGAGUGGAAGUGGUCGCAGUGAUCCAGAGCCAGAGCCAGUGGCUGGUCCAAGUUCAGGGUACAUACCAUGUACAAGUAUAGUGAAUUACGGAGCAAGCACGAGUGGUCUUGUUCCGUCAUCUUUUGAAGAUGAAGAAGAAGGAAAACGGCCGAAGAAAAAAGUGUGUGCCCCACCAAUGGAUCUUGAUGAUGAUGACGAUUUUGAUGAAGAUUCUGAUCCAAACAAUAACAACCUCCAACGUAUUCCUACACCCUUACUGUAUGGAGGUUACUAUUAUCCAGUUGAUGAUCCUUCAGGUAUUACUCAAGAUGAUUGGAAUGAAGCUGGCCCUUCUGGUGUAAAUGCUGGUGCUUCCACUUCCGCGGGUCCUUCAGGUGCCUAUCAAACAUCUGAUUCUUCCUUUUCUUCAUCUUGUUCCCAUCAUUCCUUGGUCGAUCGUUAUACUCAUAUGAAUAUUUCCGGCUGUGAAGAUCAAACGGACGAUGAAUGUGCUUUUAGUGAAAGCGGAGACGAUGCCGAUGAUUUAGAAGAUGACUGAAAUACAUAAAAAUAUAUAAUUAAGACGAAUUUAUUCUAAACUUAAUUGUGCAUUGAGUGUUCAGUAUUUUUUAUACUUACUUUCUUAAAAUUUCUUAACCAAUUCAUAAAAUUAUAAAAUGCGACGAUAUUUUUGAAUAAAUAUGAAACAUCAAUUUUUCAACAGA